UUUAAAUGAAUCCUGAAUGAAUUCCUUGUUUAUAAUUAAUGACUUUGUGUAAUUCUAUUUCAUUCUUCAAUUUCAAAUAUGUAUAAACGUAUAGGUUAAGAAUCAUGUUUACAUCUAAAUUAAAAACUCCAUGGUGCACGAUUCAAAAAAGAUACGCAUCAAAAGGAAGCACAAUUAUAAAAAAAGAAUAUGGAAAACACGAAAUUUCGAAAAUUCGAAACAUUGGAAUUUUGGCACAUAUUGAUGCUGGAAAAACUACUACCACGGAAAGAAUGCUAUAUUAUUCGGGUCUUAUUAAACAUAUGGGAGAGGUUCAUUAUGGAAACACAGUAACAGAUUAUAUGGAUCAGGAACGUCAACGCGGAAUAACAAUAACCUCCGCAGCAGUGACAUUUGAAUGGAAAAAUUAUUGUAUCAAUUUAAUUGAUACCCCAGGACAUAUUGACUUCACAAUGGAAGUAGAGCAAACUUUAAGAGUAUUAGAUGGAGCAGUAGUUAUAUUAGAUGGAAGUGCAGGUGUCGAGGCUCAAACAUUGACAGUGUGUAGACAAGCUGAUAAAUAUGAUAUACCUAGAAUUAUUUAUAUAAAUAAAAUGGAUAGAACGGAUGCUAAUUUUGAUAUUAGUUUAAAAUCUAUUGAAUCUAAAUUGCACGUAGAAGUUUUGCCUGUACAAUUUCCAAUUAAAGAAAAAGGAAUUUUAGAAGGAAUCGUAGAUAUUAUUUCUUUAGAAAAAAUUAUAUUUGAUAAAAAAGAUAUGGGCAAGAAACUUUCUAGAUUCAAAUUAACUGAAGAUAAAGAUAAAGCUUUAUGGGAAAUGGCAAAUGAAAAGCGUAGAGAUUUAACUGAUAAAUUGUCCAAUAUGGAUGACAAAUUGGCUGAUACAAUUAUAGAACAGGAAUCUUUAGAUGCAAUAACACCACAAAUGCUGACUGAUUCUUUAUACAGAGCAACCAUAGAUAGAAAAGGUGUUCCUGUGCUUUUAGGUAGUUCUUAUAAAAAUAUAGGAGUACAACCUUUAAUGGACAGUAUAUUAUUAUAUUUACCAUCACCCAAUGCAAGUAAACAUUCUAAGUAUUAUCAUUGUUUUAAUAAUAAAUUAUGUGCCAGAGCAUUUAAAGUCGUUCAUGAUAAACAAAAAGGACCGAUCACAUUUUUUAGAAUUUAUAGUGGUAACAUAGAGAAAGGUACGAAAUUAUAUAAUGUUUGUACAGAAAAAAAAGAACAAGUAGGAAAAUUGUAUAUCGCAUACGCUGAUGAAUACGAGGAAAUAAAAAAAAUUUCACAGGGCAAUAUUGCAGCGAUAACAGGAUUAACAAAUACCUCAGCCGGUGAUUUAGUAACAAUAGAAUCAACAGCGGUAGAAGAAGCAGAAAAAAAACUGAAAGCACAAAAAGAUGUUAAACCAGAAGAUGUGGAGAAAAUAUUUGAUUGCAAUUUAAAAACAUUAGAGCCAGUCUUUUUCUGUUCGAUAGAAGCACCAUCGUUAUCUAUGCAAACAGCUUUAGAGAAGGCUCUCCAAGAACUUGAAAGAGAAGAUCCAAGUUUGAGAGUUACUCAAAAUGAAGAGACUGGUCAGAUUGUGCUUGGAGGCAUGGGUGAAUUACAUCUCGAAAUUAUUAAAGAAAGAAUUAAUACGGAAUAUAAAAUCGAUGCUGAUUUAGGCCCGUUGCAAAUUUCUUACAGAGAGACUAUCAAGGAACCUAUUCAAGAUACUUUUUCGAGUGAAUAUAAAAUAGGAAAUAUUAAUACAAAUGUUGCAAUAACCAUGUCAUUAAUACCAAAUUACGAAGGCAAAGAAACUUUUUUAUUAGACAAAUCGAAGGAUUUUAUUAAAAUUAUACCAAAAAAUAUAAUGAAAGCUGUGAAAAAUGGUGUUAAAUCAGUUCUUUCAAACGGACCAAAAUUAUGUUAUCCUAUCUUAAAUAUGGGUAUUAAAUUGCAUAGUUUAGAGUAUGGAUCAGAUAUUACCCCGUCGAUAAUUAAUGCUGCUGUUUCGCAAUGUAUUAGACAGUUAAUGAAGAGUGCUGGCAUUGCUCUUUUAGAACCGAUAAUGCGAUUGGAGGUUGUGGUUCCUGAAGAUUAUUUAAGCGUUAUCCUCAAAGACUUGGCAAAAAGGCGCGCAGAAGUAAAGUACAUCGAUGUCUUUAAACAAAACAAGAUAGUCUACUGUCUUGCCCCAUUGGCCGAACUAUUAGGAUAUUCAACGACGGUGAGGAUAAUUUCGUCAGGACAUGCAACGUUUACGUUGGAAUUCGAUCACUACGAAUUAAUGGAUUCAGCCAAUGAAGCAGAAGCGAUUAAAAGAGCAACUGGUUUUUAUUAAAUAAAAAAAUAAAAACUAAAUCCUUUCAAAAUCGUACGAUAUUAUUCAAAUCAAAUAUUCGUUGUAUUUUAAGAAUUUAAUUGUACAAAGAUAGAUUUAUGAAAAUUAUUUACAAAUUAAUGCAUUAAUGCGUUUAAUAAUUAAAAUCAUGAUUGAAUCAAUCUUUUUCUCAAUCUCUAUCUCUCCAUGCGAGAUCUCCAUGCGAAGUAAUCGUGUAUAAUAUGAUACACAAAAUUAAAAACACAUUAUUAUUCUUGGACAAAAUUACAUACUCGAUUCUUCCUUUAUUCAUUCGAUUUAAUCAAAAUAUAUUGCAGCAUUUAUCAAUGGUGCUUUACAAUUCUUCUUUCUUAUUUACGAUCAUCGAUCGCGGCCGCCGAUUACGUGGCUGAAAUCGAGCAGCUUGUAAAAAUGGUAUCUUUAUCUAAGAAUUUAUACAUAAUAUAUUUAUAUAUAAUAGUAAAAAAAGAAAAGAAAAGAAAAAAAAAGGGGAGAAAAUGUAAGAAAAAGAAGGAAGUCUUAUCGAAGAAAUACCGGCCAGCCUCGCAAGCAGCAGCCGCGCAUAAAUAUAUUAAUAUUGCUUAAAGAUCAUGCAAAAAUGUCAUACAUAGUAAAAUAUAUGUAUGUAUAUAUAUUAUAUGUAUGGAGGGAUUACAUGUAAUAGGGUGAGAGACUUGUAAACACGUCAUUUGCACGUAAAAAUCUUCCACUUCCGUUUGUACGCGUAAUCGGAAGCGGUUUCGACGCGAUUCUCAGUUUCUUGGGAAUGCGGCGAAAACAGGACUCGCUGAAUUCUCGAUAAAAAAAAAAAUAUAUGUGUAAAUAUAUACAUAUAUUUUCCCGUCGAGCCGCUGGUUCAUUACCUUUGAAUUGUGCUGUAUGACGCAUGAUUGAAAAUCAGGCACGAUUCAAAGGUGGCCUUUAUAAACGCGUUCUUAAUCUACGAAAUGGUUCUUGAGCGCUAAAACCGAACGUCUUAAACUUCUAAGCUCGGCUUAUUUUUUUCAACUGACAAUACGGUAAUUAUUAUAAAAAAUUAAUUUUUCGCCAAACGCGGCGAUAUUACAAAAAAAAAAAAAAAAAAAAAGGGAAAGAGAAAACCGUGGAAAUUUUAAUUAACCUCGGUUUUUUUUUUUUACAUAAUUCUAAUUCGUUUGCGUAAAAACGUUCGCACGAAAUAAUAAAUAAAUACAAUUACGUACAAUAUAUUAUAUAUCACUUGCCUGUAAACACACUUGUGUGCCUACAAGUAUUCAUUAUUAAAUGAUGCAAAAAAAUACUUCGCUUCUUUUUUCGAAUGUCUAUGCGAUUCACGUUUCCUAAAGCGCAUAUUAUUAACAAGGAAUACCCAUUUUUCUUCCUUUUUUUUUUAUUUCUGUUUUUGUCAUUAGCAUAAAUCGAAUUUAUCAAAAAGUACUUUUCAUAAAGAUGCAAUGUUUUCGACAAGUUUGUUUUACGAUGCGUGAAUCCAUGAUAGAAACACAAAUACUGAAUUUCUCGAUAUACGAUUCUAGUAAAAUAUUCUCGUCAUAAAAAAUUACCAGAAUCUCACACCAAAGGUCAACUCGGUUUAUCUUUAUACAAUCGGAUAAUACAUAUACAUAAUAAACAUUGUCAUUGUGUCGAUUUUUAUUAUCUUAUCGUUUUCUCACAAUAAAAACGAGUCUUUUGCCUCGUAUGUACAAACAGGAAAUUCAUCUUUCAAUACCAUUGGAAAAAUGCAAUCAAACGCGUGCUUUUUCAUCAAUCGAUGAAAUGAAUACACACGAUCUCUUUAUCUUCUCAAAUACAAUGAACAAACAGUUGAUGAAAAUGACAAAUUUGUAGAGUAUAAUUACAAAUGUGAAAGUGUAACGUGGAUGUCGAGUGAUUGAGGACCGAGCGAGAGAGAUCGAAUAUAUUGGACUAGAGUAUUGGUUGUGAGUGAAGAGCGAUUCCAAGAAUAUAAUAUUAUUACGCGAGGAUCGGGAUCGAACGAGGACAAUCGACGAGAAUAGAACGAAGAUGAUCCCGAAUAAAAUAUUUGAUACGCAAGAACAAUUUGACAUGGAAAAUUAUGUGUGAUACAAAGAGGACAAGAACCGCCAUGAUGAAUGAGGAACGAAGAUGGGCUUGUCGAAUUCUUUUCUCGAAAUGUAUUAUGCAGAGAGAAAGAGAAAGAGAGAAAAAGUUUCGUUAUACAAUUAUCUAUUAAAACAUUAUCUGUCUUUGGAUAAUAUUAAUUUAAAACGAGGAAAAUAUAUAUUAAAUUAGGAGUCAAAGAA
Molecule: messenger RNA, 4588 nt
Organism: Apis cerana (Asiatic honeybee)
Lineage: Eukaryota; Metazoa; Arthropoda; Insecta; Hymenoptera; Apidae
Gene: mRRF2
Product: mitochondrial ribosome recycling factor 2
Biological process (GO): ribosome disassembly; mitochondrial translation
Cellular component (GO): mitochondrion
Molecular function (GO): GTPase activity; GTP binding
Source: RefSeq, a predicted model, not a curated record